This is a messenger RNA of Mobula hypostoma (lesser devil ray), 3457 nucleotides long. RefSeq names its product alpha-N-acetylgalactosaminide alpha-2,6-sialyltransferase 2-like. The transcript is spliced from 9 exons. NCBI's taxonomy places the organism in Eukaryota, Metazoa, Chordata, Chondrichthyes, Myliobatiformes, Myliobatidae. Gene Ontology annotation, molecular function: sialyltransferase activity. Bases 287 to 1609 code for a protein of 440 amino acids. The record is from RefSeq and is a predicted model, not a curated record.
CUCUGAAAGGUUGCUCCUCAAGCGGCUCCUGCAGCGGUGUUGAUAAGGCAUCGGCUUUAAACCGGCGCACCUCGAUGUUAAUCCGCCGAACGAGCGGGGCUGGGGACUGACUGAACGACUGGGUGUCUUCACGUUUCCUCCGACAUGGGUUGGCUUUAGUUUGGAGUUAAUAGUCGAGAGGCGUCGCUGAUCGACGAGGCAAAGUAAGUUCCUCUCCCUGCCGCUCUGCCAUCAUAACCGCGCUUUUAUUUCUCCUGGAAGCCGCUGACAACUCGCUGGAUUUAAAAUGAGGAAGUUUGCGAAGUUUUGGAUAACGUUUGCGUGUUUACUCACUCUACUCGUGAUCUACAUUCAGAUGGAUUCUACACCUGUGAACAGUAUAGUGAGGGAGCUGUUAUCACUCCGUGCUGAGGAUAAGACUGCUAAUGUUUCUGAGAAGGUCGACAAACCCAGUGAUGAAGUGAUCUUUUGGAAAAUCCAUGAAAGCAAAAGAAAGGAGGACUUGUGGAAAUGGGAGAGCAAAGGUUCUGCCACCGGAGCUGUCUUGAGUACCAGAGCAGUAACUGGCGCGGAGAAACACACCACCACACCAUGCUACUUUGGAGACUGGUACCCCACAGACCAAACCUAUCUCACAUCAAAAUGUCCUGUGACUGCAAGAGAUCGACUGGCAAAUACGUCGGAGUUCAAAAAUAUUUUCUUGGGAACAGUACCUAUCCUUCAGUGGAGUAAGCAUGUGACGGAGCAGGCCUACCAGAGGCUGAGGAGAUACAACGGGGCUCAUGGGUGGAGUGUUUUAAGUUACGAAGACCUGAAGGACACUCUGAGUUACCUCAACACCUCUGCCAAUGCUGUCCUCUUUGAUGACUGGGAGAAAAGGCCGAACAAGAAGUCGAACUGUAUUCGCUGCGCGGUGAUCGGGAACGGGGGAAUUCUGAACGGUUCUCAGAAGGGCAAGGAAAUCGACGGACAUGACUAUGUAUUCAGGGUGAAUGGCGCCAUUAUUAAAGGAUUUGAACAAGAUGUGGGAUCUAGGACCUCCUUUUAUACAUUUUCCACAAAUACAAUGAAGAAUUCUUUAUAUGCGUAUCACAGUUUAGGAUACACUGGUUUGCCGGAUACUGAGGAGACGAGAUACAUUUUUCUCCCAGAUCACGAUCGAGAUUAUUAUCUGGCCAAAGCUGCGGUUACAAACACAGCCGUAUCAAAGGGGAGAGACAAAUCCAAAAGCCCGCCUACUUAUUUCGGCAAAAACGGGAGGGCGGAAAAAUUCAAGAUGUAUCAUCCAGACUUCAUCCGAUACGUCCGAAACAGGUUUUUAAGGGCAAAUAUUUUGAAAUCACGUCACCGAAACAUCUAUCGCCCAACCACGGGAGGGGCAAUGCUGAUGGCUGCCAUCCAUUCGUGUGACGAGGUCUCUGCCUACGGCUUUAUGACAGAAGAUUACGCAAAUUAUUCGGAUCAUUACUAUGACCGGACCUACCACAGGGUGGUAUUCUAUUCAAAUCAUGACAUGAAAUUGGAAAUGCGGUUGUGGAAGAAGCUGAAUGAACUGGGAGUAAUUAAACUCUACACCAAAGACACCAGUGAGAACAAGACUAGGAGAUGAUAGCACCUGAAAUACGGUUGUAUUGAAGAAUAUAAUUCACUCUGGGACUUUAAUUUGGAAGAAUAUCAUUAACUUCUGGGGUCGUUUCAACACUGAGAAACUGAAACUGAUUUUAUACUGACUUGAUGCAAAUCUGUUUAUUGAUCAGCUUUCUCCUCUGACAUAUGAUUAUGGUGAUUCUUAUUCUAAUUUUUUUCAUUGCUGCUAUAAGAAAGGGGAAAACUGAUGGGGUGAGGGACUGUGCACUACUGAAGGUUAGUAAAUCCAGGGAAUUAAUCUUUUACUGUGGAGUACAUACUGUGUAAAUGGAACUGAAAGAAUUAUGUUUACAUUGUUCCAUGUAUGUUUGUUUAGCUGUUUGAUUUUAUUUUUUCCAAAGGCUUGACUUUGUCACUCUUACUACUUUCAAAUAAUUUUCUAAAUUGACCAGUCAGUCACCAUAUGCGUUGGGCGGUUUACCCAAGUUAGCAUCCAAUCUCUCGUUGUACUAGCGUGGAAAUUCAGGCACAAUUGCUAAGAAAAUUGUUUGGAGCUGGCUUCCAAAGAGAGACUGGUCCACUGAUUGAUGGUUGCGUGUCUGGGGAAAUUAGUAACUUUGGUUUAAGGCACAAUGCAUUGCACCUACCGGCUGGAAGUGUGAUGUUUACAUUGACUUGAAAUCCUUGUAGAAACCAAAGAAUAAAACCUUAAAGUUCAAAGUUCAAUGUAUAUAUUUUUAAUCAGUGUUCGCAUGUCACCAUGUGCUACCCUGAGAUUCAUUUUUUCUUGCAGGCAUUCACAGUAGAACAAAGAAAUACAAUAGAAUCAAUGAAAAACAAAGUUAGCAAAGACACACAAAGACUGACAACCAAUGUGCAAAAGAAGAUAAUCUGUGCAAAAACAAAAAAAAGAGAUAAUAAUUAAAAAUAAAUAAAUAAAUAAUACUGAGAACAUAAGUUGUAAAGCCAAUGAAGGUGAGUCCGGAGGUUAUGUUCAGUGAUCAUUUCAGUGCUGAGGUGAGUGAAGUUAUCCACACUGGUUCAGAAAUUUGAUGGUUAUAGGGUAGAAGUUGUUCCCAAACCUGGUGGUGUGGUAUCUAAGGCUCCUGUACCUACUUCCCAAUGGCAGCAACGAGAAGGGAGCAUGACCUGGAUCGUGGGUGUCCUUGAUGUACUGUUCUCAAAGGAAGAAUACUUGGUACUGUCUUUAGCUUGUGUCUAAACUUUGGCUGCUGGCAGCCAAAAUGUACACUAAAUUAAGGAAUUUCUUUGAUCAACUCAUCAUCUUCCAUUCUAGGGAUAAUGCUGGUUUUGAGCAGAAUGCUAGCCCAAUGUUGCUCGUGGAGACUUGUAGUAACUGUGAAGUGCGCCCUCUGCUGUUAGAGUGGCACACUGCAAUAUUGGAUAGGUUAAGAUUCGAAGAGUGAAUGGCGAAAGGCAGGACAUCCUGUGGUUUGUCUUUUGAAGUUGUUGAGGUUGGAUAAAUUCUUGUGCAAUUGGCGCAUGUUGCAGUGUAAUGGUACAUACAGGUAUAUAAAAUUGUAAGAGGCCUAGAUAGGGUUGAUAAUCAGAAUAUUGGGUCCCGUGUUCUGGAUCAGAAUACCAUCUUGUCAAAUAUCUUCCUAAAGUCUAUCAUCAUCAUUACCCCACAGUACUUCACUACUUUUUAAAUAUCUGUUUCUGCUCUACUUAUUUAGUUUACUAUUUAAAUAUUUAUAUAUAUUAAAUAGUUAAAUUAAAUGAGUAGCUAAUUUAACUAUGAAUAAAAUGUAUAUACUGUAAUUCAGUUAUUUUCUAUAUUAUCAUGUAUUGCAUUCUACUGCUGCUAUAAAGUCAACAAGUUCCAUGAUAUAUGCUGAUUAUAAAACCU